This is a messenger RNA of Meriones unguiculatus (Mongolian gerbil), 1008 nucleotides long. RefSeq names its product exosome component 3 (gene Exosc3). Gene Ontology annotation, biological process: nuclear polyadenylation-dependent rRNA catabolic process; TRAMP-dependent tRNA surveillance pathway; CUT catabolic process. Bases 37 to 861 code for a protein of 274 amino acids. The transcript has 4 exons. NCBI's taxonomy places the organism in Eukaryota, Metazoa, Chordata, Mammalia, Rodentia, Muridae. Gene Ontology annotation, cellular component: cytoplasmic exosome (RNase complex); nuclear exosome (RNase complex). Gene Ontology annotation, molecular function: RNA binding. The record is from RefSeq and is a predicted model, not a curated record.
AGGAUACCGGAAGCCACGGCAGCGGUGAUCUCCGCUAUGGCUGAGGUGCUGCCGGCUGCAGCCAAACGCGUGACGGGCUGCCGGGCGCGGGCAGUACACUGCGUGCUGAAUCAGGUGGUCCUCCCUGGGGAGGAGCUGGUGCUACCGGAGCACGAGGACGCUGACGGCCUCAGCGGCGCGGGGGAGCAGCCCUUACGUCUGAAUGCGGGGGCACGCCCGCGGCUGCGCAUAGUGUGUGGCCCGGGUUUGCGACGCUGCGGGGACCGGCUGCUGGUCACCAAGUGUGGCCGCCUGCGGCACAAAGAGCCCGGCGGAGGUGGCGGCGGCGUCUACUGGGUGGACUCUCAACAGAAGCGGUACGUACCAGUGAAAGGAGACCAUGUGAUUGGCAUAGUGAUCGCUAAAUCUGGAGAUAUAUUCAAAGUUGACAUUGGAGGGAGCGAGCCCGCUUCUUUGUCUUACCUGGCAUUUGAAGGGGCAACUAAGAGAAACAGACCGAAUGUGCAGGUUGGAGAUCUCAUCUAUGGUCAGUGUGUGGUUGCCAAUAAAGACAUGGAACCAGAAAUGGUCUGUAUCGACAGUUGUGGACGAGCCAAUGGAAUGGGUGUGAUUGGACAGGACGGUCUGCUCUUCAAAGUGACUUUGGGCUUGAUUAGAAAGCUAUUAGCUCCAGAUUGUGAAAUCGUGCAGGAACUGGGAAAACUCUAUCCGUUGGAGAUUGUGUUUGGAAUGAAUGGGAGAAUAUGGGUCAAGGCAAAAACCAUUCAGCAGACGUUAAUUUUGGCAAAUGUCUUAGAAGCUUGUGAACACAUGACAACAGAUCAAAGAAAACAGAUCUUUGCCAGAUUGGCAGAGAGUUGACAUGUAAAUUUCCUUAAUGCAUAUUUUAGUCAAGACUGAGUUUCCUGGGGAAAUAUUUUUAUAAGAGUUACUGGUCUUCACUCAUGCAUAGAUGAGAAAAUUGGAAGUUUUUUUUUAAUAUAAUAAAUGUUGUUUGUAGUAUCUGAA